ACUUGCACCAGAUACUUUUAUAGCACUGUCCGGCUCCAAUUUGUUAAUAAUUUUAUUUUCUGCAUUCCAGAAAGUGUGGAUAUAAACGGUCAUCAGCCUUUGCAGUUCAUUCAGUUUACGAAAGUAUUCAUAUUGCAUUUCCCUUCCAAGCUCCGCAGAAUUUGAAAAAACCCAUAAGAUGGCUGAACCUAUUCGUGUUGUUGUCACUGGUGCCGCUGGCCAAAUUGCUUAUUCGCUGUUAUAUAUGAUCGCUCGAGGUGAAGUUUUUGGCAAGGAUCAGCCUUUGAUUUUGCACUUAUUAGACAUCCCUCCUAUGGUGGGUGUUUUAGAAGGCGUGGUCAUGGAACUUGCCGAUUGCGCCCUUCCUUUACUUCGUGAAGUCGUACCCACCACCGAUCCUGCUGUGGCCUUUAAGAACGUGUCAGCUGCCUUCCUUGUUGGUGCCAUGCCUCGUAAAGAAGGAAUGGAACGUAAAGAUUUAUUGUCUGCAAAUGUUAAAAUUUUUAAGGCACAAGGCCAGGCUUUAGAUCAAUAUGCAUGCAAAGAUGUUAAGGUAUUGGUUGUUGGUAAUCCAGCAAAUACUAAUGCCGUUGUUUGUUCCUUCUAUGCUCCAUCGAUUCCUCGCGAAAACUUUAGCGCUAUGACUCGUUUGGACCAAAAUCGCGCAAGUGCUCAAGUAGCUGCUAAAGCAAAAGUUCCCGUUAGCAACGUGAGAAAUGUCGUAAUCUGGGGAAAUCACUCAUCUACCCAAUUUCCGGAUGCCAGUCAUGCUGUCGUUAUAGUUGGUAAUGCACAAAAAUCAGCUGCAGAUGCCAUUGGAGAUGGAGAAUUUUUGAAGGGUUCGUUUGUUGAAACUGUUCAGAAGAGAGGAGCUGCUGUAAUUGCGGCAAGAAAAAUGUCUUCAGCUAUGUCUGCCGCUAAGGCCGCUUGCGAUCAUAUGCAUGAUUGGUGGAACGGUACUGCCCCGGGUCAAUUUGUUUCCAUGGGUGUUAUUUCCGACGGAAGCUAUGAUGCACCAAAGGACGUUAUCUAUUCGUUUCCAGUUGAAAUCAAAAAUAAACAAUGGAAAAUAGUGCAGGGAUUGUCUAUCGAUGAUUUUGCCAAAUCAAAAAUGGCCAUAACAGGCAAGGAAUUGAUGGAGGAAAAAAAUGAAGCUAUGGCCGUUUGCAAUGCAGAUUGACUAUCCGGACCAGCGGACUCAAAAUUGUAAGAGAUCAGUUAAGUCUUUAGGCUUUACUGUCAUCACUAUUACACGACAAUUUUAGAGGUAGAACCGUGUAAAACCCAUAUUCGACCAUCGCAACUACUGUUAUUGGAUUUUUUCUUUUCCCCUUUAGUAAUAGAUAUUUGUUAUAUUUAAAUGCAUCAUCGUAUAUAUCAUAGGUGGUCGUUCGUGCAGAACGGUUUCUUUUCGAAAAGUUCUAUAGUUAAACUUAGUGUAACUUCUUUUGGAAAAUGUACAUUAAAUAAGAAAUUCAAUCCCAGCUUGUAAUUUCAAUGUUUUGUUGAUUGUUUUUACAUCACAAAUAAAAUUUGUGUCCAUGUGGAAGUCUUUAACAGAA
Molecule: messenger RNA, 1562 nt
Organism: Stomoxys calcitrans (stable fly)
Lineage: Eukaryota; Metazoa; Arthropoda; Insecta; Diptera; Muscidae
Gene: Mdh1
Product: malate dehydrogenase, cytoplasmic
Exons: 2
Coding region: 179-1180 (333 amino acids)
Biological process (GO): tricarboxylic acid cycle; oxaloacetate metabolic process; malate metabolic process
Cellular component (GO): cytosol; mitochondrion
Molecular function (GO): L-malate dehydrogenase (NAD+) activity
Source: RefSeq, a predicted model, not a curated record